AUGUUAGAACGACAAACCACAGGAAAGGAUUCUUCUCUCAGUCUCUCGGUCCAGGAGUAUCUCCUCAUGGAAGACGCGGUAGCUCCACAAGCACAAGCUUCCCCGCCACUGCCACCACAGGUCUUGGUGUUAAUCAAGGAAGAGUCUCUUACUGCCUCACCUCACCACGAGAACGAGAGACGCCCGAAAGAGAGCGCCGAAAGUUCUUCCCCCGUUGUUGUAAUUAUCACUGUCCAAGAGCAGCAGCCGUCGUGUUCCUACGAUUCCUCCAAGCCCCAAGAGAUAGCCACAGCAGCAAGCUCGGCCCAGCAGCAGCAACAUCACGAACUGGUGUGUAGAGUCUGCCAGUUGGGAUCCCCGGAAGUUCGUGGCGAGCUCAUGGAGCUGGCUUGCGUGUGCAAAGAUGAUCUAGCAGUUGCCCAUCGUCGGUGCGCGGAGGCCUGGUUUCAAAUCCGAGGGAACAGGAGGUGUGAGAUAUGCGGGAAGAUCGUCACCAACAUCACGCUCAAACGGGGAAUGUGGAGCCGAGUGACCCGUAUAAUUAACCCCGAGGUAGAGCCCAGCCGGCAUCCACAUUGCAACGUUUUGGUAACGCUCUUCACAAUGGCGAUCCUGCUACCGCUCUUUGUCCGGCUAGCUAUCUAUAGAUGAAGGGGAUUUCUGAAGAAGCAAAUAGUCAGUUUCACGAAAACAAAAAUGACGAAAGAGAAAGAAGCUCUUCACCUGGAA
Molecule: messenger RNA, 729 nt
Organism: Selaginella moellendorffii
Lineage: Eukaryota; Viridiplantae; Streptophyta; Lycopodiopsida; Selaginellales; Selaginellaceae
Product: E3 ubiquitin-protein ligase MARCH11
Exons: 2
Coding region: 1-651 (216 amino acids)
Molecular function (GO): zinc ion binding
Source: RefSeq, a predicted model, not a curated record